Nestor notabilis (Kea) is the source of this 492-nucleotide messenger RNA. Its product is annotated as matrilin-3-like. Lineage: Eukaryota; Metazoa; Chordata; Aves; Psittaciformes; Psittacidae. The annotation marks the transcript as partial. Gene Ontology annotation, molecular function: calcium ion binding. The transcript is spliced from 4 exons. The record is from RefSeq and is a predicted model, not a curated record.
CUGCAAAUGUGUGUGCGCUUGGGGCCCAUGACUGUGAGCAGGUCUGUGUGAGCAACAGCGGAUCCUACCUUUGUGAUUGCUAUGAAGGCUAUGCUCUGAAUCCAGAUAAGAGAACCUGCUCAGCUGUGGACAUGUGUGCACCUGGAAGGCAUGAAUGUGAUCAGAUCUGUGUGAGAAAUAAUGGAUCCUAUGUCUGUGACUGCUAUGAAGGCUACACCCUGAAUUCAGAUAAGAAGACUUGCUCAGCCAUGGACAUGUGCGCACCUGGAAGGCAUGACUGUGCACAGGUCUGUUUGAAUAAUGAUGGAUCCUACAGCUGUGACUGCUAUGAAGGAUACACUCUGAAUGCAGACAAGAAGACUUGCUCAGCUGUGGACAUGUGUGAACCUGGAAGGCAUGACUGUGAUCAGGUCUGCGUGAGAGAUGAUCUGUCCUAUACCUGUGACUGUUACCAAGGCUACACCCUGAACCCAGACAGGAAGACUUGCUCAA